AUGAAGUACUCCACCGCUACUGUUCUUAUUCUCGCUCAGGGCAUUGUCGCCGCACCCUCUCUUUUGAGCAAGCUCAGCCGCCAGAAUAACAAAGUCGUUCAUCAAUCCUCUGGAGAGGAUAUAACUCUUUCCAUCAAGGUAUCGCAGUCUCCCAUGAAGGGUGACCUGGCCCAUUCUAUGAAUUAUGAUAUCUGCUGGCUGUUGUGCGCCGAUCAUGAAAUUACAUGUCCUGAGAAAUGGUCUUCUAAGCAGUUGGGUGACUGCUGGACUUGCUGCUAUACUCCCGAGGAGGAGUGA
This is a messenger RNA of Fusarium poae, 297 nucleotides long. RefSeq lists its product as uncharacterized. The record is from RefSeq and is a predicted model, not a curated record. Lineage: Eukaryota; Fungi; Ascomycota; Sordariomycetes; Hypocreales; Nectriaceae. The transcript is spliced from 4 exons. The coding region runs from base 1 to 297 and encodes 98 amino acids.